Solanum stenotomum is the source of this 350-nucleotide messenger RNA. Its product is annotated as protein RADIALIS-like 5. Gene Ontology annotation, molecular function: DNA-binding transcription factor activity. The transcript has 3 exons. NCBI's taxonomy places the organism in Eukaryota, Viridiplantae, Streptophyta, Magnoliopsida, Solanales, Solanaceae. The coding region runs from base 3 to 350 and encodes 115 amino acids. The record is from RefSeq and is a predicted model, not a curated record.
AAAUGGCAACCAAUUCUACAUGGACUAGGGAGGAAGACAAAAUGUUUGAAAAUGCAUUGGCCAUUUUUGACAAGGACACACAAGAUAGAUGGAGUAAUGUAGCAAAGGCCACAGGCAAAACUGAAGAAGAGGUAAAACUACAUUACCAAAAACUUGUAGAAGAUAUCGAAAACAUCGAGGCUGAUCUAGUUCCCUUGCCUAAAUAUAAAGAGGUAAGUGUUGGUCAUGACAACAAAGCAAGGACAACGAACAAAGCAAAAACAAGUGAUAUAAAUGAGAGUGAACUCUCUCAAGCUCAAUUAGAAGCAAUAAAUGGCAAUGAAGAUGGAGAAAAGGAUAUUGCUAAUUAA